Messenger RNA from Cololabis saira (Pacific saury), 2921 nucleotides. Its product is annotated as zinc finger protein 271-like. The record is from RefSeq and is a predicted model, not a curated record. The transcript is spliced from 7 exons. Bases 109 to 1995 code for a protein of 628 amino acids. Lineage: Eukaryota; Metazoa; Chordata; Actinopteri; Beloniformes; Belonidae.
CGGAGUGGGGGAGAGUUUAUAAAACGUCUCUGCUUUAAUCCCACAUUUUCAGCAGCAACGCCCGAGUGUUUGCAGACGGACCGGGACCAGAAGAACCAGAACCAGGAGAUGGACCAGAACCAGAACCAGGAGAUGGACCAGAACCAGAACCAGAACCAGGACUCCUCAUCCAGCAGGACUAAAGCUGCUGGUCUGCAGAAUCCUAAAGGUAGACCCCAAAGAUACUGCUGUGAUCAUUGCGAGCAAGUCUUCACCACUUCAUCAAACCUGAAGAGGCAUAAGAAAACUCACACUGGUGAUAAACCAUACAGCUGUGGUCACUGCGGGGUGGCUUUUACCCGACAAUUUAAUCUAAUAAACCACCAACGUAUUCACACUGGAGGAGACAAGCCUUACAGGUGUGAUCAGUGUGGAGCAGCUUUUGCCCAAAAAGGUUCUCUAACGAGUCACCAAAGCAUUCACACUGGAGACAAGCCUUACAGGUGUGAUCAGUGUGGAGCGGCUUUUGCCGCGCAAGGUUCCCUAACGAGUCACCAACGUAUUCACACUGGAGACAAGCCUUACAGGUGUGAUCAGUGUGGAGCGGCUUUUGCCCGGAAAAGUGAUCUUACAAGUCACCAACGUAUUCACACUGGAGACAAGCCUUACAGGUGUGAUCAGUGUGGAGCGGCUUUUGCCCACCAAAGUUCUGUAACGACUCACCAACGAAUUCACACUGGAGACAAGCCUUACAGGUGUGAUCAGUGUGGAGCAGCUUUUUCCCAGCAAGGUGCUCUAAGGAGACAUCAACGUAUUCACACUGGAGACAAGCCUUACAGGUGUGAUCAGUGUGGAGUGGAUUUUGCCCGGCAAAGUGGUUUAAGGAGACACCAACGUAUUCACACUGGAGACAAGCCUUACAGGUGUGAUCAGUGUGGAGCGGCUUUUGCCCACCAAAGUUCUCUAACGACUCACCAAUUCUUCGAGCAGGAGGUUCCACCCCCGUUCCAGGGAUCUGGUCUUGUUCCGGACUGGGCCUGUGUGGCUCUGACGCAGACCCGGCUCACCCCGUACAUCUUGGACGUGCUGCAGCUGCAGAGGAUAUCACUGGGCUUCGCCGUGCAGCCCCGGAAUCGGCCCAGCGUGUAUGCAAUCUCCAGGCCGAUCCGGCAGGUGAUGUACGGGCUGCUGUUGGGCGGAGAGAAGUCGCUGAAGGUGAAGGAGCGAGACCGGGACGGUUCCCAGCUGAUAUACGUGCCGGUCCAACCCGCCUUUACUGAAACCAGCAAGAGACUCAGACUCAGCUCGCUGCAUGAGGCGGACUCCUCUGAGCGUCUACUGGUCCUACUGGAAGCACUGGGUGUCACCGAGGAAUCUCUGAGCCUCUUUCCCGAUCAGCUGAAGCUCCCGGUGGCCGUCACCUGCUUCUGGCGGAGGACGGCUCAGCCUCCUACAGACGUGACCCUGCUGAAGGCGCUGCUGCUGGGAAUCAGCAAGGGAGUCGUAACUGGACCCAAUGCAGCGUCUCAGAUGGGAAAUCGUUGUGGUGGAAAGAAGCCGGACAUGGGCGUGGUCUACGCCUUCAACCAAUGGCAGGCCUGCCUGAAGGACAGCGUCCACCUCAACCAGCUGCUGGGCUUCCCUCUGCCGGAGCCGGAGAUCGCACGGUUGUAUCAGGGGACGACGGUCCACCAGCUGGUGGACAGGAUGAGGAGUGGAGGGAGGCUGAGGGACUUCCUGAAGAGAACCAGCGUGGAUCAGUACCACAGGAUGCUGUCUGCGGUCCAAUUACACACUAGCACAGCUCCAGCGGGCCCGGGAGAGCCAGCAAAGAGCGGCGGCCCGGCAGAACCAGCAGAGAGAGACGGCCCGGCAGAACCAGCAGAGAGAGACGGCCCGGCAGAACCAGCAGAGAGAGACGGCCCGGCAGAACCAGCAGAGAGAGGCGGCCCGGCAGAACCAGCAAAGAGAGAUGGCCCGGCAGAACCAGCAGAGAGCCGGGGCCGGCUCCUCUGAUGGAGAAGGUUCUGAUCAUGAUGGUUGAUCAAUAAUCUAUUAUCUUUACUGUGGUCUGGUUUUACUGGUUUAUGAGGAAAGUUCAGGUUCUGGUUCUGUUUUAAUUAUUUCAAAAUCUGUUUUUUACUGGUUACGGGUCAGAUUCUUUUGUAUUACAUAUUUUUAUCUGGGGACUUCAGAACCACCGACGGUGUCACAACUGGACGAACCUGCGGUGACGUCACAGGUUUAACUAGAGGGCUGUUUUUUACGUGUAUUCGAUCAAUUUUAACUUUAGCCCGUCUCCUUGUUGUGAUGGAUUUAUAUGUGAGUCCUUGUUGUUUUAAAGAGUUUAUCAGACUCCUUUAUUGUCAGUUGACACAUUUAAUGAAAUGUUUUUGUAAAAACUUAUAUUGCACUUGUGAGGUUAAUCAACAUUUUUGAAUUAGUUUUGUGCUUAUGAAACCAUUAGAAUCAGAAUCAAGUCAAGUCAGAGAGCUGACUGUGUUUUAGACAUGCUUAUCACAUGUUACCAGUUACAAUAGCCACUCCCUAAACUACUCAGGGGUUUGGGCUGGUCCACAACUGUCUCAUGGUCAGUUGGACAAUUCUGUUGGAAAACCCUCAACAGAAAGGAUGUCUGUUUGCGCUGCAUAACAUAGAUUAGUUGCUCUUCAACUGAAAUGUCCUGUUUAUCUGUUUGUAUCCUCCCAUUGUCCAUCCACUGUCCACCAUUGGUUGUCUUAAAAUGGUCAUGUUCCUGUCAGUUUUUCAAUAAAUACCUCCUGCAAAGAAGGACCCAGCAAGCAUUUGUCGAGAGCAUCCGAGAGGGCCAUGCUCUGCAAGCUCCGACUUUGCUUCCCUUUUGCUCAGAAGGCCUGAACAAUCAUUUCUAACAGUCUCUGUGUCUUUCCUAAGUUAUUAAUUUAUGUAUGUUGAUUUAGGAA